AGGAAUCAAAACAAUGGCCGACUGGCGAGCUAAGACAGUAUUACUUGUAAUAAUUUUAAGUGUUUGACAGUAAUGCUCGGUAUUUUUAAAAGCCUUCGUGCUAUGGGUCAUUGAGCAAACAGGUUGAGUUGAUAAGAAAUAAAGUAAGUUAGGUGCGGAGUGUGUUUUUUGGCGGCCGCAAUGAGCGAUGUUGUGGAGAAGACCCUGACAGCUCUGCCCAGCCUGCUGUCUCUGGACUCGCAGCCUGGAUCUGGAAAACUGUCCUCCACCUCAAAAUUAGGGAACCUGAUCAGAGGCAUCACCGAGCUAACCUCCAAGCAUGAGGAAGAGAAACUCAUUCAACGUGAGCUGUCCUCUAUCAAAGAGCAGGUGGCUUCUCCCAACACCUCCAUGAGGCAAAUGAAGGAGCUCAUGGUGAGAGCCAUCUACUGUGAAAUGCUGGGUUACGAGGCCUCUUUCAGCUACAUUCACGCCAUCAAAUUAGCUCAGCAGGGCACAGUGUUGGAGAAGAGAGUCGGGUACCUGGCUGUGUCCUUGUUUCUGAAUGAAAGCCAUGAGCUGCUGCUUCUCCUUGUGAACACUGUAUUGAAGGAUCUGCAGAGCACAAAUCUUAUUGAAGUAUGCAUGGCUCUAACGGUGGUCAGUCAGAUGUUCCCCAAAGAUAUGAUACCUGCAAUCCUUCCACUGGUUGAGGAGAAACUCACUCACCCAAAGGAGAUAAUCAGACGAAAAGCAGUCCUGGCGCUGUACAAAUUCUAUCUGAUAGCACCCAAUCAAGUUCAGCACAUCCACAACAAGUUUCGGAAGGCUCUGUGUGACAAGGAUCCCGGUGUUAUGACCGCUUCGCUGCACAUCUACCUGCAGAUGAUCAAGGAGAACCCAGAAGGUUAUAAGGACCUGACGGCAAGUUUUGUAACCAUAUUGAAGCAGGUGGUGGGCGGGAAGCUGCCCAUGGAUUUUAACUACCACAGCGUUCCUGCUCCGUGGCUUCAAAUUCAGCUGCUCAGAAUACUGUCCUUACUUGGGAAAGAUGAUCAGAGUACAAGUGAGAUGAUGUAUGAAGUCCUUGACGAGUCCUUACGAAGAGCAGAGAUGAACCACAACAUCACUUAUGCAAUAUUAUACGAGUGUGUGAAGUCCAUUUACACAAUUCAUCCCAAAGCCGAGCUUCUGGAAAAAGCUGCAAAGUGCAUUGGCAACUUUGUUCUGUCGCCAAAAAUUAAUCUGAAAUAUCUAGGCUUGAAGGCUCUCACCUAUGUGGUCCAGCAGGAUGCUAACCUUGCCCUGCAGCAUCAGCUGACCAUUAUUGAGUGUCUAGAUCACUCCGACCUCGUUAUCAAGCGCGAGACGCUGGAGUUGCUGUUCCGGAUCACCAACGCCCAGAACGUCACAGUCAUCGUUGAGAAGAUGCUGGAGUUUCUCCGCCUCAGUAAAGACGACUAUACGACCAUCGACCUGGUUGGGAAGGUGGCAGAACUGGCAGAAAAAUAUGCACCAGACAAUGAGUGGUUCAUUGAGACCAUGAACACAGUGUUUUCACUGGGUGGAGACAUGAUGCAGCCUGACAUCCCAAACAGUUUCCUUAGGCUGUUGUCUGAGGGCUUUGACAGCACUGAGGAGGACAGGCAGUUGAGGCUGUUUGCUGUGGAUUCGUACGUGUCGCUCCUGCAGGGAGAGCCCGGCAGACUGCCUCAGCGUUUCCUCCAAGUCAUCAGCUGGGUCCUGGGUGAAUACUCUCAUUUGAGGGAAGGACUUGAACCGGCAACCACCCUGCGUCUCCUGGCCAAGCUUCUGGACAUGAAGCACACCAGCAGUGAAACCAAGAGCUGGGUGCUGCUGGCCAUGAGCAAGCUGUGCGAGGGCCCCGACUGUGUGUCUUUGGCUCAGGAGCUCUCUGAACGGCACGGCGGGUCUCUGGACACGGUGCUGCGGCAGAGGGUUCAGGAGCUGCGGCACCUCAGCGAAGACGCAGAGCUUCGGGCCUCUGUGCUGCCUCGAGACGCUGCCCAGGAGCCGCUGGAGGUCGAUUCUUCUCUGUCGUUUCUGGAUGGAUUUGUGUCCGAGGCGUUGUCUGCGGGUGCCGCUCCAUACAAGCCUCCCCAUCAACGACAAGAGGAAUUAGCUCAAGCCAAAGCUCUGAGCCUGGAGCCGUACGGCCUGUCGCUGCCCAUCAGCAUGUCGUCCUGCAGCCUGGCAGACAGACAGUCUCCGACGCUGCUGUCCAUGAGCUCCGGCCUGUCAGGCAACAGCACCGAUCUCUCACACAAAGGAGGCUCUACGACUCUGAAGCUGGAUGGAGUGAAGAGGGUUUGGGGGAAAGACGGCUAUCUGGCCCAGAAGGAACCUGUGGAGGAAAGUGCACAAGUUGAGGUUCCCAGUCCCCUCUGUUCACCCAGCCGGCAAGGAGGCGCUGACAGCACCCACAGCCAGACCCCGACCCCAACACCGACCCCUGAGCCUGAAAAAGAGAAACAGCAGCUGGCCUCGUCACUUUUCGUCGGCCUGGGCUCCCAAAGCUCCGUUUGUCUGAUGGGAAAAUCAGAGCAGACGCCGCAGCGAUUCAGAAGAAAAGCCAAAGGUCAAGGCUCGUCCUCGGGUGCCAGCGAGCAAAUAUCUAACUCCCACUACUCCACUCAAAGCACUGUUGAUAAUUUACUGUGUAACAACCUACUGGACUCCACUGUCACCUCAGAUUUGGCUGUUUCCACACCCGAGCAAACCCCUCAACUCUCUCAGGAAGUCGCUACUACUAAUGGCACUUGUGAUGCAGAACAAGAUUUAAUUGAAGAGACAGAUCCAGGAAACAGUCCGUCGCUCAUCAGGGCUAACAGUACGGUGACUGCUGAUCCUCCUGCACACAAAGACCCAGACAGACCCAAGGACUCGUGUCUCAGUUCUCACCUGCCUGCUGAGCUCGCUGGGCUGUCCCAUUCGGAAAUCAUCCCUCUCUGCUCCAGCCAAAACCUUGAUCUCUCAGCCUGUCAUGUGCAGAAAGAGGACGCCUUGCUGCUGGUCAUUUUCAUCGAAAAUUCCUCUGAUUCUGACAUUGAGCAAAUGCUACUACAGACAGAAUCUGACGAACUCGAGGUGUCCUGUGUGACUGACAGUCCAGUGGAGGCGGUGAGAAGCCUCAGUGUGUCGGUGUACCAGUAUUCCCUGAUGGUGAAGAGGCCAGCGGCUCACGUGGCGCUGGCUGGGACGGCGUCCUACCAGCUGCCUUCUGGGGAAUCUCAAGUCAUGCAGUUCUCUUACAGACUUCCAUUAACCAGUUUCAUCAGACCGUUGUGUGUGUCCACGGAGGAGUAUGGGACACUGUGGCUGGCCUUCUCUCAGGACACUAAGCAGAACCUGGCGCUGUUAAACGACGGCCAGGAUCCGCUCACGGCCACACUCGAUGUCCUGAAGAACAAACUUCAGCUCCAUGUCGUGGACAUCAUAGGAGCGGAGGGUAUUGUAGCUUGCCGGCUCCUCCAGGGUCAGCCAUGUCUGAUGCACUGCCGUGUCCAUGCAGGCAGCCUGGCCGUGUGGCUGCGCUCCCCGGUCCCUGACCUGCCCGACUGCCUGCUCUACCACUGUCAGAGGGCUUUACAGGAGCACUGAAGCUUCACCGCAACACCUCCACUCAGGCUGAGAGGCAACUAGACAGCUAGACCCUCACCAGUCGAGGAGGAGACACACAAGUUCUGCGUGACUGCAUUGGCUUAAAGAAACACAGUUGAAAACAUCGGAUGUUGUGCAUCCGCAUCUUAACAGUGCACUGUUUACCAUUUAGUUGUCGCUUCCACUAUGUGCUAUUGAGAGGGUUCGUUUGUUAUGUCCAUGAAUAAUAUUUAUUGCUUUUAAACAGGUAGAUUUCUUUUCAAAUCUUGAAUGUCACCACUGGUAAUAACAUCAGGGGCAAGAGAAUGUGUGUUACAUUCUCUAGUGGAUGUCAGUUGUUUCAAAAUAAAACUAACAAACACAAUUAUGUCUUAAGAUGAUGAACAGCUUCCCAAUGACUAGAAAUCUUCAAUGGAUGAUGUGUCAUUAGUGAGUGAUAAUUACUAUGAAAGAUUUCUGAUCUUAAAGGAGAAUAUCAUGAAUGCAACAAUCCAUCUCCUGUGGCCCAGGUCUGUAUGACAGAGGUUUCCUCUUUAUAAUUUGUGACAUCAUCAGAGGAUGAACAGAAAAAGACGGCUGUGCCAUAGUCAAGAUGUGGUCACUUUUUCUGCUGUAGAGCAAUCAAUACUAUGAAACCCCAUUUAAUGCACAUGAUUGGGCAGACGUUAUAUGAAUUAACAAGGUUUGCCUCCCAUUAGCUGUCCAAUGAGCAGUUUGAGGCUUUACAUUAGCAUGCUGUCACUCAUUAAAGUGUUGAAGUGUUGUCUUGAUUUUGAGCCAAACUGUUUUAGAAAGAUUUUAACAUCAACCCAGAGAUUCCAACUUUUAGGAGUCAAAUCAAAGGUUUUCGUUAUUUAGUGUGGAUUUGGUUGAAGAGUUAAUCAGGAAAAUUUAAAAGGCUUGCAUUGUAAAGAAAUUGCCCAAAGGAUCAUGUUCAUGUUAACCUUAGACUAUUGCAUUCUCAUGUCUUAAACAGAGCAGUAAAAGUGGCUUCAUUUGGCAGUGUCCAUAUUGUCCAUUUCUCAUUAUGCUGAGGAUCAGUGGUAAUUUGAAUUUUAAUGAAGCAUUCUCUGUAAUAAGAUUAUCUAUGCACUCAUGUGUUUGGGUUAUAAGUUCAAGGUGAGAGGUGGAUUCUAGUGGUUUUUGAUUAUUCUAUUUUUGUAUCAAUGCAGUAUUUCAAACGUAUUUAUUGGAUUUAUAUUCUUACAAAAUAAAUAUUUUGUAUUAAUUUCAACAGACGGGGAAAAAAAAUCAUUCAUUGUGCUUCAUGUACUGUUUUAUUGCCCUGCGCCAGACAUAGUCUCCAGUUUACAAGGAUUUGUCUUGAUGUUCAUUUUUUUUCUUUUUUUGUUGCUUGUGUGCUGGAUGUAUAGCACGGUUUGAAACUAAAGACCUGUCUAAAACACAAAUAUAACCCAACGCCUUAUAUUCUAUUGCCAAUAUGGCGUGUUUGAUUUGUGCCUGUGGUACAGAUAAAAAAAAAUAUUGUUUUUAGAGUGCCUGUCAUUCCAUUCUGCUAACUUAUGAAUAAAUCUGACACAAGUAGUUUAACUUAACUUUUGACUGACUGACCAUCCGUUUAGCAGAGGCCACUAUGUCGGCCUUUAAUAACCAUGUAACAUAAGUGUUGAAGGCAGCAGAUGAGAAUAUGACAAUAAAGACCUUAUGACGGUG
Messenger RNA from Myripristis murdjan (pinecone soldierfish), 5274 nucleotides. RefSeq names its product adaptor related protein complex 4 subunit epsilon 1 (gene ap4e1). Gene Ontology annotation, biological process: vesicle-mediated transport; intracellular protein transport. The transcript has 21 exons. Gene Ontology annotation, cellular component: AP-4 adaptor complex; membrane coat. The record is from RefSeq and is a predicted model, not a curated record. NCBI's taxonomy places the organism in Eukaryota, Metazoa, Chordata, Actinopteri, Holocentriformes, Holocentridae. The coding region runs from base 181 to 3600 and encodes 1139 amino acids.